This is a messenger RNA of Didymodactylos carnosus, 1269 nucleotides long. The record is from the annotation of a GenBank genome assembly. Lineage: Eukaryota; Metazoa; Rotifera; Eurotatoria; Philodinida; Philodinidae.
AUGGAGGAUCCAAAAUUAGAAAAACAUUUUAAGAGUCAUCGAAGUGCUGUAACGUGUUUAAGCUUUAGUCCAAAUACAAAACAACUUGUAUCUGGCAGUCUUGAUGCUUGCCUGUUUCUAUGGCCAUUUAAACCACAAGUUCGAGCAUACCGCUUUGAUGCGGUACAUUCUGUUUGUUUUUCACCAUCAGGUCAUUUGAUUGCUUCUGGAUCAAAGGAUAAGAAAGUUCGCCUGUGGAUACCAAGCGUAUUUUUGAAUGAUGUUGCAUUUCAUCCAAGUGGCACGUGCAUCGGUGGAGGUUGUACAGAUGCUAGUGUAAAAAUAUGGGAUAUACGUACGAGAAAACUCAUUCAACAUUAUGCUAAUCAUGUUGCUUCAGUAAACAAUGUUUCAUUUCAUCCAAAUGGCAAUUUUCUUUUAACUGCUUCAAGUGAUGCUACAUUGAAAAUAUUUGAUUUAUUAGAAGGAAGAUUAAUUUAUACGCUGCAUGGUCAUCAGGGUCCAGCGAUGGCUGUAACGUUUUCUAAACAAGGUGAUUAUUUUGCUUCUGGAGGACAAGAUCAACAAGUUCUUGUUUGGAAAACAAAUUUUGAUGCAACCGUACCAUUUGAUCCAGUCGCCAGUAGUAGAGGAGAUGACGUUUUGCAUAGUGCAAAUAUAAGAGCAGCAUCAAGACUGAUCAGUCAAGAUUUACAAAACAAGAACGUCGAUUUUGCAUUACCAUCUCAAAAUGCUACUCGUCAACAAAAACAACAGGAAAAACAAAUAUCAUCAACAUCACAAUUCUCAUCAUUACAAGAAAAAUCUCAGCCAGAAACAAGUGAUGAACGUCGUGCGAGAAAAAUUGAUAUAUUGAAAGCAAAAUCAACAUCAAAAACAAGUAUGGACGAUGAUCGCAUUGAAAUAACAAAUGUUGGACCAGUUUAUCAAAACGGAGUUGCUAGGUCAAAUAGUGCUUUAGCUUGUUUGAUAAACACAAGUAAUAAUGGAAAUAGAUAUAACAAUAAUUAUUCCAGUCGGACAACGACACAGCAAUCAACAAGAAGAACAUUGUUGUCUGAUAUGUUUGAUAAUGACGAUAACAAUAUUGAUGGUGCAUAUUCUGAGAGUCUAGAAACAAAACUUUAUCCACCACAACUGACAAAUACACUUGAACAUAUCGUUCAACAACUUGAUAUAUUAACAAAGACGGUUUCCAUAUUGGAAACAAGACUAACAAUGACAGAAAGUAAACUCCAAGAAAUAGUUGAACAUCAACGAAAAACGUGA